Molecule: messenger RNA, 777 nt
Organism: Pocillopora verrucosa
Lineage: Eukaryota; Metazoa; Cnidaria; Anthozoa; Scleractinia; Pocilloporidae
Source: RefSeq, a predicted model, not a curated record
AUGUCGCGUUUAGUGGCUGAAGCCAGCCACACUCGAGAAGCUCAGCUUAAAGCUAGUUAUUCCAUGGUGCAGUCAAUUUUCAGUGAAUUUUUGGAUCUCUUGGCUCUGGUUGGAAUUGUUUCGAUAGUCGUUCGCUAUUUACAGCUGGAUCUGGCCAUUCAAGAUCUUACAGGAGAGUUUCGAUCCCGAUUCAGCUGUUUGAGGUCGGCUUCCGUUUCUUUGGGACUCGCAAGCAUGCUUGGAAUUACGCUAGUGAGCAAUUUUCGGCAACCGAACCAUCAGAAACAUACCGAAGUGCCUGGUAUUGUACACUACAUUGGUCGAACUGUGGUUGGAGUUUGUGGAAUAACAUAUUGUUCACUCCAAACCGUUAUCACCUACUACCUCAUUAAACCGCAAACAAAUACCGUCAAGCUUUUCGCGCUGCGCCUUGCAACAUCGAUUCUUCUAUGCGUCAGCGGUCUCGUGCACGUGUUUAUGGACGUGUGGCUUGCGGCACAACUUUUGAAAGGAACAGCCAAUGCUGAAAAACAGAUGCAUUCUAACUUGAAGGACGAAGAAGACAUCAUGUUCUCUAUUUAUAAUAUCAGUGACUGGUUGACUUAUGUACUUUUUGCUUUGUUUUCAUCAACUUAUUAUGUGGAAUUUCGCCGUUUGGAUCGUUUGGAAAUGAGCUGUUUUCAAAAACAUUCUCCAGAAAAGAAGCCGACUGAAUGGAUUCAGAACAAUUAUACGAAACUGAAACACGAAGAGAGUGAAAACUCUGAUCUAGAAUAA